This is a messenger RNA of Clarias gariepinus (North African catfish), 1750 nucleotides long. RefSeq names its product heterogeneous nuclear ribonucleoprotein K (gene hnrnpk). Lineage: Eukaryota; Metazoa; Chordata; Actinopteri; Siluriformes; Clariidae. Gene Ontology annotation, biological process: regulation of transcription by RNA polymerase II; regulation of mRNA splicing, via spliceosome. The record is from RefSeq and is a predicted model, not a curated record. The transcript has 16 exons. Bases 110 to 1402 code for a protein of 430 amino acids. Gene Ontology annotation, cellular component: nucleus; cytoplasm. Gene Ontology annotation, molecular function: mRNA binding.
UUUUCCCCCCAGGUGGGUUUGUGUGUGGUGUUAUUGGGGAGGAAGACUCUAGAGGCUAAGGUUUAAGGUUUACUACUUGCGGCAAGGAUCUUUGUAGUGCAAUUAAAUAAUGGACACAGAAAACGAGCAGCAAGAAGAGGAGACUUUCAACAGCCCAGACAGCAAUGGCAAGCGCCCCGCAGAGGACGCUGAUGAUGAACCUACGUACAAGCGUUCAAGGAAAUCAGAUGACAUGGUGGAACUGCGCGUGUUGUUACAGAGCAAAAAUGCUGGAGCUGUGAUUGGAAAAGGGGGCAAGAAUAUUAAAGCUCUGCGCAGUGAUUACAAUGCCACUGUGUCAGUCCCAGACAGCAGUGGGCCCGAGCGGAUCCUGAGCAUCAAUGCGGAUAUCCCUACUGUAGCUGAAAUCCUGCUAAAGAUCAUCCCUACACUAGAGGAGUAUCAGCAUCAUAAAGGGGUGGACUUUGAUUGCGAGUUGCGGCUGCUGAUCCAUCAGAGUUUAGCGGGCAGCAUCAUUGGGGUAAAGGGAGCCAAAAUUAAAGAGCUCCGUGAGAGCACCCAAACUACCAUCAAGCUGUUCCAGGAGUGCUGCCCUCAGUCCACAGACCGCGUGGUGCUUGUUGGUGGUAAAGCAGACAGGGUUGUGGAGUGUAUUAAGACCAUGCUGGAGCUGAUUGCUGAGGCACCCAUUAAAGGCCGGGCACAGCCAUACGAUCCAAACUUUUAUGAUGAAACUUAUGACUACGGUGGCUACACCGUGAUGUAUGAAGAACGCGGACGCCGGCCCAUGGGAGGGUUUCCCUCUCGGGACCGUGGCUUUGAUCGGAUGCCACCUCGCUCUGGCCCCCGGUCUCACCACAUGCCCCCAAGAGGGCGCGACUAUGAUGACAUGAGUCCACGUCGAGGCCCUCCUCCGCCUCAUAGAGGUGGCAGAGGAGGGGCCCGACCCCCACGCAACAUGCCAAUGGGUCCCCCCCAUCACCGCCGAGGGGAUGACCAGUACUACAGCUCCCACCGCAGUCACUCGGACGACAGACGGCAUGGAGACCGGAGAGGAAGACCUGGGGAUCGCUAUGGCGGCAAUAUGAAUGAUGGCGGAUAUGACAACUCAUCCUGGGAUAACUAUCAUUCUGGUGGAAGGGGGAGCUACAAUGACAUGGGAGGUCCUGUCAUCACCACGCAAGUGACCAUUCCUAAAGAUUUGGCUGGAUCCAUUAUUGGAAAGGGAGGCCAAAGGAUUAAGCAGAUCCGCCGUGAAUCUGGAGCAUCCAUCAAAAUCGAUGACCCAUUGCAGGGUUCUGAAGAUCGCAUCAUCACCAUCGCUGGUACGCAGGACCAGAUUCAGAAUGCACAGUACCUGCUACAGAACAGCGCUCUUCACAUCCUGGGACGCCAUGACUAACCCAACUAGGCUUUCCCCUCUCUCAGGACCCCCAGCGCCACUCUCCGUGUGAAACCCCUCAUCCCACCGUCACCAUUAUUCUGCAGCAGCUUAAAUUCUUUGCCAGGGAAGGUUCUGAACAAGCUUUCAGCUUCUGGAAUGUCCUCCUGUUAUCCAUGAUUGAGUUAAUGUUUCAUAUUUUAAAGCUUUGGGUUUUAUUUCGUUAUAAGCACAAUGCUUGCAAAUGCUUUACAGGAAUUCUAGUCAUUAUGCUGUUGCAGUUUGUGUUGCUUCUCUUCAACCAGCUAUCCCAAAUCAACCCAGAAUGUACACUUUUUUUUCCCCUUUUUUUUUCUUUUUUUUUUUAAA